AUGUCCGCUACAACGAGUCAGAGCGCAGGGCAAGACUGGACGGCAUACAAUGUUGAGACAGCUUUCCAACAACCAGAAGACAUCAACGAGUACUUCAGCCUCACGUCUCCACCAGAUCGCAAGAUAUGGAGACUUAUCAGAUCGCGGGAUGAGUUCACGGCACCGAUGUUGCUGAGGAAGCUCGAUCGGCCAUUCGUCAUAGCGGAAGCGACAGUGACAGUACCUCUCGAAAUGGACUUCGAUCAGGCUGGCAUUGUCUUAUUCCUUGAUACUUCUCCCUCAGAGCCGUGGAUCAGUCCCACUUCAUAUGAGGGACGAAGGCGGCGACAUGGAUCCAACAGACCUGGAAAGUGGGUGACUGUAUCAUUACAGAUGUCUGAAAAUGAUGUCGGACUGGGAACUGUUGUAACGUACCCAGAUCGCGGCCCCGACUUCUCUUUUACCGCCUUACCCAUCUCCAAGGAUGGCCCGGAAUACUCAGACUGCAACCACGUAAGUCUACGGCUGAAGCUCGAAAACGUCAACGACAUGCUAUGGAUCUUCUAUAUGAUUCCGGAUAUCCAUCGACAUGAGUGCCAAAGCGUUGAGGAGAUCACUGCCCAAUGGAAGAAAGUGCGAGAGAUCAAUGGCUUCUUCAGUGACCUGAGCAUGAAGCCUUCCGUGCUCGUCGGGUGCUACGCAAGCAGACCGCUGGAGAUGGACGAGGACGAGCAAUCGGACCUGACGGCAGAGUUUGAGGACUUGGAACUGCUACAGCGGUGA
Cyphellophora attinorum is the source of this 762-nucleotide messenger RNA. RefSeq lists its product as uncharacterized. NCBI's taxonomy places the organism in Eukaryota, Fungi, Ascomycota, Eurotiomycetes, Chaetothyriales, Cyphellophoraceae. The record is from RefSeq and is a predicted model, not a curated record. Bases 1 to 762 code for a protein of 253 amino acids. The transcript has a single exon.